Molecule: messenger RNA, 6658 nt
Organism: Gadus chalcogrammus (walleye pollock)
Lineage: Eukaryota; Metazoa; Chordata; Actinopteri; Gadiformes; Gadidae
Product: calmodulin-regulated spectrin-associated protein 1-B-like
Biological process (GO): negative regulation of microtubule depolymerization; cytoplasmic microtubule organization; neuron projection development
Cellular component (GO): microtubule minus-end
Molecular function (GO): calmodulin binding; microtubule minus-end binding; spectrin binding
Source: RefSeq, a predicted model, not a curated record
GUCUAGGCUACUGGAGGGAAUAAUUAGGUUUCUAUGGGCAGCGCGUACUGUGUGUGUGAGAGUGUGUGUAUGUGUGAUGCUGGUGGUAACCGAUGACUAAAUACCUUAAAAUAUGAAUAUAAACCUCUGAAGACGCCGCGUUUAUUUGACAUAAACCUCUGAAGACGCUGCGGUUAUUGGAACAGCGACGGAAGGAGGCCGCCGUGAGUCUCCCGUCUUGCAGGCCGCGGAGGGCGUCGUGUUGUUGGGAGGAGACGCUCUGCAUCCCCGCCUAGCUGCUAGCCUAGCCGCUAGCCUCGCUGCUACGAUGCGCUGCCGCCUCUGCCCGUCUGCUCUUGUGCACAGCGAGCCGCUGCGGGUAGCAGGGCCGGCCCUGAGCUAGUCGCCGACCCCCCCGCUGUGUGAGGGGAGAAGAGGAGACCCGUCCCGCCACUCGGACAGGAUGGACCUUGAUUUAUGUGCCGGAGGGGACAGCACCCGUCGAAAAAUGGAUUUGUCUGCGGUCGCAGAGGGCAGCAUCGAGGUGGUACCGUUGGAGAUGUACGAUUCUGCCAGGGCGAAGAUAGAUGCCAAUCUACGCUGGCUGUUUGCGAAAGCCUACGGCAUUGACCACAUCCCGGAGGACCUGCGCGACCCCUUCUACACGGACCAGUACGACCAGGAGCACAUCAAGCCCCCGGUGCUGCGGCUGCUGCUGUCCUGCGAGCUGUACUGCCGCGUGUGCUCGCUGAUCCUGAAGACGGAGCAGGCGUCGGCGCUGCAGUCCCACCUCUGCGUCCUCCAGGCCCUGUCCCGCAAGGGCCUGUACGUGGUGGAGAGCGACGACACGCCCGUCACCGACGGGGACCUCGCCUCCAUGCCCAUCAAAAUGAGUUCCCACAUGCCGAUGAUCGACGCCCUGAUGAUGGCCUACACGGUGGAGAUGAUCAGCAUCGAGAAGGUGGUGGCCUCCGUCAAGCGCUUCUCCACCUUCAGUGCCUCCAAGGAGCUGCCCUUCGACCUGGAGGACGCCAUGUUGUUCUGGAUCAACAAGGUGAACAUGAAGAUGAGGGAGUACACAGAAAGGGAGCACAAAGUCAAGCAGCACCCGCUGGAGUCCCCCGGCCAUCAGAAGGUGCGGUACCGCCGGGAGCACGGAGGCGGUCGCCUGCUGCCCUUCUUCCCCGUCAUGGAGGACCUGAUGAAGGACGUGUGCGACGGUGCGGCGCUGCUCUCCGUGGUCCACUACUACUGCCCCGACGUCAUGAAGCUAGAGGACAUCUGCCUGAAGGAGGUGACCUCGAUGGCCGACAGCCUCUACAACCUCCAGCUGCUCAAAGAGUUCUCCAGCGAGUAUCUGAACAAGAGCUUCUACCUGUCCCAGGAGGACAUGCUGUACUCGCCGCUGGUGCUGAAGCACAACGUGAUGGUGUUCAUCGCGGAGCUCUUCUGGUGGUUUGAGACGGUCAAACCCGAGUUUGUCCAACCCAAGCACCUGCAGGAGUUCAAGGAUGCUCAAGCCCUGGCUCAGCCCAAGUGCUCUCGUCCCACCGUCCCCAUCUCCAACGCCACCAAGCGUAGCUUCCUGGCCAGCCCCGGCAUAGCCGAGUCCCAGAGCAACCCUGAGGCCUGCAGCCGCUACUUCCUGCACCCUGAGGAGUCUGACCCCAUGAAGGGCAGCGCAUCGUUCAGCCCCUCCCACCCGCUGCUCCCUCUCAGACAGAGGCAGCAGAAGACGCAGGCCGAUGAAGGGGGAGGUCUGAGGAACCGGUCCAACUCUCUGACGCAGAUGGAGGGACCGCCCCGAGGCUCCGUCAUCGCCUGGCCGGACAAGAGACAGAGGCCGAUGUCCAGCCUCAACCCCUACCUGAUGGACGGCGAGGCGGACCUGGCGUCGGGCGACAGCGUGAGCCUGGCGCGCUCCAUCAGCAAGGACAGCCUGGCCUCCAACAUCCUCAACGUCACGCCCAAGCACCAGGCCGCCGGGCUCCACCCCCAGCCCGGGCACCACCCCAUGCAGGGGCUCCACUCCCAGCCCCCCCGCCGGGUCAACGGCCACGGCCUCCUGGGCAACGUCCACAUGGACGACGAGGACGACGAGGACGGCCUGCCGGCGGGGGUCCGGCCCCACGUGGCCCCGGCCCCCCGGGGGGUCGAGGUCCGGCCCCCCCCCGCGGAGUCCGACCCCGAGGCGGACGGCUUCUUCCUGGAGCCCCUGACGCCGGCGGUGCUGCGGCCCGCCAAGGAGAAGUCGGUGUGCCUGAACAAGGAGGACGAGUGCGGGGAGGGUCCGCGGCCGUCCGGGAGGGGCUCGCUGCGCCGGGGCGACGCCCCCUCCUCGGCCGUGAGGAGAAAAACCCCCUCGCUCCUCAACCGCACCUUCGCCUCGGGGGAGGAGGACCCCCCGCCGCCGCCGGAGCCCCCCCAGGGUGCCGCCGCUGCUCCGGACCCCCAGACCAGGGGGCAGCGCUCCUCGGGCUUCUUCCUUCACGUGGACAGCGUGGAGGACGAGGCGGCGCCGGGGCCGGAGCCGGAGCCGGAGCGAGACCCCCCCGCGGACGAGGACGAUGACGAGGACCUGGACGAGGCCCUCACCACCAAGGACCCCCACUGGCAGAGGAAGGCCUUCUCCGACGAGGAGGAGGAGUCGGCCAAGCUGCGGGAGGACAUGAAGGUGAAGGAGCACGUGGACAAGGAGGACAAGGAGGCGGGCGGCGGCAGCGGGCGCUCCAGCCCCUGCCUCAGCAACCACUCGCAGGCCAGCAGCGUGGCCAGCUGCAGCGUGCGCAUGACCUCCUUCGCCGAGCGCCGCGCCCACCACCAGCGCUUCGGCAGCAACCACGACCUGCGCUCCAGCGCCUCCAGCUCCCAGAGGACCACGCCCGACGGCUCCGAGUGCAGCGGGCCCCUGGCCUCCUCCUGGAGGAUGAAGCGGGACCAGAGCCCCUCGUCCCCCCUGGGGGCCCGCGGUGGCGGGGAGGGCGGCGGCGGCGGCGGCGGCGCCAACAUGCUGGCGUCGGAGCUGGUGCAGCUCCACAUGCAGCUGGAGGAGAAGCGGCGGGCCAUCGAGCACCAGAAGAAGAAGAUGGAGAUGCUGUCGGCGCGGCAGCGGCAGAAGCUGGGCAAGGCAGCGUUCCUGCACAUCGUCAAGAAGGGCGGCGGCGGCAGGAGCGACACGCUGCCCAACCCGCUCAAGGCGGACUUCUCCAAGGACGACGUGAACGGGGGGAAGGACGCAGCGUCCAAGGACGACUUCUGCGUGGAAGCCCUGAGGGCGGAGAAGGAGGCGGAGCCGUCCCCCCCGCCGCCGGUCGCCCUGGAGACGGAGAAGAAGGGCGGCAACGGGGGCUUCCACCCGGAGGAGGAGCUGGACCUGAACGAGUGCAACCGUUCCAUCGAGCUGCUGAACGACGCCAUCGGCAGCAUCCAGCAGCAGAUGAUGCAGCUGUCCUUCCAGCAGGAGAUGCUUAUGAAGCAGAACGUGACGGCGCUCCCCGCGGCCGGCCUCCCGCCGCCCGCCGCCGACCCCAACGUCCGCGCCGCCGUGCACUACGUGGAGGCCACGGGCGCCGCCCCCGUCAUGAGGAAGCCCCCCAAGCUGUCCUCCGCCCGUGGCCCCAGGACCAAGCCGUCGGAGCUCAAGAUCGCCAAGGAGACGAGCCGCCCGGCCUCCCGGACCCACGGCCAGAGCGCGGCGGCGGAGAGCCCUUCCAACGCGAGGCCCACCCCCGGGGGGCGGUCCCCCAGGCCCCCCCGACAGCCCCCGGACCCCCCCGCCGCCGCCGCCCUGGAGCCCUCCCACCGGCCGGGCGCUGGCCACCAGCGGAGCGCGUCCUUCCGGCUCAACGACGAGGACAACAUGCGCCAGCCCACCCGGCUGGACCCCGCGGCGCUGGCCGCCUCGGAGGUGUCCUCCUCCUCCUGCGACGAGGGCCCCCCCGGGCCCCCGGAGCCGGACGCCGCCGAGGGCCGGCAGAGGGAGAGGGCGGAGGAGCUCCAGCGCAGCAGGGCCCCCCUGAUCGAGGUGGACCUGUCGGGGCUCGGGGACCCGGAGGAGGAGGGCGGGGCGCCCGACGUCUCGGUGGACGGCCUGGACGGGGAGCAGAAGGCCGUCCUGGGCUUCUUCUUCAAGGACGAGCAGAAGGCGGAGGACGAGCUGGCCAAGAAGCGUGCCGCCUUCCUGCUGAAGCAGCAGAAGAAGGCCGAGGAGGCACGCCUCCGCAAGUACCAGCUGGAGGCGGAGUCUGAGCUGAAGAGAGAGGAAGCAAGGCGGAAGGCGGACGAGGACCAGCGGAAGAAGGAGGAGGAGAAGACACGGCGGGAGCUGAUCAAGCAGGAGUACCUGAGGCGCAAGCAGCAGGAGCUCCUCGAGGAGCAGGGCCUGGCCCGACCCAAGCUCCCCAAGCUCCCCAAGACCCCCAAGCCCAAGCAGAAGGCCCGGCCCAAGUCCAUCUUCAGGGAGGAGUCGGCCAGCGACAAGUGCUCUUCCUCCAUGCCUGACAACCUGAUCAGCGCCCAGUCGGGCUCCAGUCUGUCCCUGGCCUCGGCCGCCACCAACGAGGCCGACAGCGUCAACUCUGGAGGGGCCGGCUCCCAACGCUGUGACUCGGUGGAAUCAUUCCCUGGCAGCCGCAACCCCAGUCGCAUGGCGGAGAGGGACUGGGACAACGGCUCCACCGCCUCCUCCAUCACCUCCAUGGCCGAGUACACUGGUCCCAAGCUGUUCAAGGAGCCCAGCGCCAAGUCCAACAAGGCCAUCAUCCACAACGCCAUCUCCCACUGCUGCCUGGCAGGGAAGGUCAACGAGCCCCAGAAGAACCAGAUCCUGGAGGAGCUUGAGCGCAGCGACUCCAACCACCUGUUGAUCCUGUUCCGGGACGGCGGCUGCCAGUUCCGCUCGCUCUACACCUUCGUCCCCGACACGGAGGAGAUGCACAAGCUGACGGGCUCGGGGCCCAAGAGCAUCACCAAGAAGAUGAUCGACAAGAUGUACAAGUACAGCUCGGACCGCAAGCAGUUCACCGCCAUCCCCGCCAAGACGGUGUCGGUGAGCGUGGACGCCCUCACCAUCCACAACCACCUGUGGCAGGCCAAGAGGGGCACCGUGCCAAAGAAGAGCGCCAAAUAGCAAGGCCCGGGGCCCGGGCGCUGGCCCCCUUACUCCUCCUCCUCCUCCUCCUCCUGCUGACCCUCCCUCUCUACUCUGCUUGUUCCCUGGAUUGGCCGCAGCCCCCCGGCUCAGUGGACCACCGCCCUGGGCCUGGCACUCGCCCUCCAGGGGUCUGCACGUAUGGGCCGUGCGAAAAAUCCCAUAGGUGUUAAAGACAGUGACGGAUGACGUAGUUGUGCGUGCGUGCGUGUGUGUGUGUGUGUGUGUGGUCGCUUGUGUGUGUGCGUGUGUGUUUCGUCAAGGGGUCGGUGCUCAUGAAAGGGAAUGCCAUUUAAAUUGCGAUUCACCGUCUCCUCGACGUCCGUGUCGAGACGACUCGUUUUUUUCUACCGCGACCGCAAAUCAAGCAUGUGGCAUUUGUUUCUUUAACGCUCAUGUGUGGACAUUACUUUUUGUACUUGGAGUACGUGUUGGUUUUGGCAUCAUCGUCACGGUCGGCCGGACGGAUGCAGAGCUGCAGCCAUCUUUAACCCCUCAUCUCCCCAUCUCCCCCGUCUCUCGGACUCACGGGGUUGAAUAUUCCACCUCCUGCCGAGAAGGAUUGAGAGGGAGAGAGUGGCUCCGCGUGACCCUGUCUGUCUGAGUUUCUGGGAGCUGUCGACGUCCGUUAUCGAGGCGUUUUGCUGGUUCUACAGCGCGAACACCACCACCGUACCCGGAGAGAGAGGGAGCCCCCGGACCUUCCACUCGGCUGGCAUUACCACUUUUGCCUCGCUGGGGGUCUUCGAACCUGCUGCUCAGAACGUUGUUUUUCAGUGUCUGGGGUCGCCCUUUAGACAUACGUUGGCCUUUUCACGCAUCAUCGUGGUUCUGUCGUCUAUUUAUUCACCCGCCUUUUAACGCACGCUGAACAUGUAGCCCGGGCUGUGUUGAGGACCAUUUCCAGGUCGCUCAUGUUGGACACACACUACGCUUUAUUUGUUGACACCUCGCUGUUGGCGAGGGUUGAGUGGUAGGCUUUGGUACAAAGAAAUGAUGCUGUUUUUAAUUGGUGUUUAGGUUGGUUUCUAUUCUUUCUGUGUAGUGGAGUUCCAGCGGCAGUCUUUUGUUCCUCCAUAACGGCGCCUCUCUGACGUCUAGAGCUUCGACGUGUUCCGUCUCCCCUCGGCACUUGAAUUGUAAUCAUAAACACAUCGUGUCAAUGGCUUUUCCCCAUGCAGUGUAUACUUAUGCCCCAAAAAUACUCCCCGCCCCAAUACCCUGACCCCACUCCAUCUGACACCCAGCCACCCCUACCCCACCUACCCCACCCACCCACCCACCCUACCGACCACACCCACCCCACCAACCUACCAACCCCACCCAGCCACCCCACCAACCUACCAACCACUCCCACCUGCGAGAUGCAGAGUGUGCAACGCUCCAUCAUCACCAUGUCGGGUUCUUCUAUAAAGGGAUGUACCAUGUGUUGUGAGGACAGGGCUGUACCAUGUGUUGUAACCACGGGGGUGUUGCCUGCUCGGUGGGUUACUUACCAACAUUAAAGAACAUUCCUCAAGGUGUGGUCAA